AUGGUCCAAGCAUUCAAUAUUCAUUCCAUCAAAAUUAAAAGCAGUGAAGCCAUCAAGAGAGAUGAGCAACGGAACUUUGCAGAAGCUCUCAAACAAUACGCAGCAUGUUUUCAAGCCCUCGGACAAUUAUUGAAAGAAGAAACACUCUAUGAAGAAUUGAAGACUAAUGCACAGAGUUACAAACAAGUGGUUCAAGCAGUGAAAAUUACGAAAAUGUGUUUUGAACGAGUUACAGAUAUUAUUGAAAAGGAAAUUCCAAACUCUGGAAAUUAUCAUCAUGAUAAUUCCAAUGUUGGAGGAGGUGGAUCGUCAUCAACGAAUGGAGGAUCAUACCCAUCAUCCUUCACAGCCAAUACUCCUUCCAUGAUGUCCACUACUUCUUCGUUUUAUGUUGGAACUGGUAUUAUCUCUUCAUCGGGAUCAUCAUCCACGACGACACCUCCAAACUCUGGAAACAAUUCUUUGAGAUCAUCGGCUUCUUUUGCCUAUCCAUUGAAUCAACCUUCUUCUGUAUCCAACAACACCAACACUACUUUGUUCAAUGCUACACCUACUUCCCUCUCAGCAGCAUCAUCCAAUUCGUUCAAUAACAUGUCAUUCCAAUCAAGCACUGCUGCAUUAUCUUCGUCAUUCAUGACACAGCCAUCUUCACCAACUUUGACACCAAUUUCAAACAAUUCCAACAAUCCUCUAUCCAAGUCCAUGAUUGUUACCUCCUCCACACAUUCAUCCUUCUUCUCCAACCGAAAGAGUGUUGAAUUGUCGUCACCUACCAUUGAAUUUCAAGCACCUCCUGGUGCCACAUUUAAUACUCGAGUCCCAUCACCUUUGGACAAUGCAUACAAACCAUCGCUAAGCGAAGUGACAUCGUUCGGUCUCGAUCCAGAGCUUUCAGCGAAAGAAAAACGAAAAAGUCUAAAUCUUCAAGCAUCAGUGGAUGGUGAUGGUGCUGACGUGACUCUUGAUGGUGAUAAUGCAUGGUCGAAAAGUGUUCGAACCAAAUUUAUCGCCAAUUAUCACAAGGAAAGAACAUUCAAGACUCGUGACGAAUUAUUCGAUCGAGAAUUAUUGGCUAUGGAAUCGCCUGCAGAUCAAUGGGAAAGUGUUCGAACUCACAUGUUGAGCAUUACAGACCUCAUUUCACAGCAUCCAAUUAACACCAUGUUAAUUUAUUUUGUUCAAAAAUUCAAUGAGGAAUUCCAAGUGAAAGAAGAUACAGUAUGGUUGAGCGUCCAUGAUGCCAAUAAGCAAAUUUCCGAUCUGGCCAAUGCCAUCGUUGUUGAACUCACUCCAUUAUGGGCCUCUUUGCAAGUGGCAGAAUUGAGACACUAUGUCACCAAAGCUCUCACUGAAGGUAUUGUCAAGAGAGUAUAUCGUACACUGGUGGAAGUAUACGAAACGCAACAGCAAAACAAGACCACCGAAGAAAAGCUGAAUGCUAUUGGAAUUGUGACAUUACAAGAUUUGGGAGUUGAAGAUAUGGCCAUCAUUGAAGCAGCCGAUAGUUUUGAGCCAGCCAUUGAAAUUCUCGACAACAUCAAUGUAGGAAAAACGCCAUACUCAGCCAUUGACUCUCUCGUUGCCAUGUAUGCCAAAAUUAUUGAACUCGUGAAUCAAGUCUCCAAUUUUGACACACUCUCAGAUACGACACUCUAUGGAUUAAUGCUCUACAUCAUUCAAUCAUCAAACACACAGAAUUUGCCAAGCACUCUUAAUUUAAUUCACGACUACGUACAAGACGAAGAAUUAUCUCAAGACGAGAAGGAUAUUAUUUCCCUAGUGGAGAAUGUGAUUGAUUGGGCAAAUCAAUUUGAAGUUUAA
Molecule: messenger RNA, 1821 nt
Organism: Naegleria lovaniensis
Lineage: Eukaryota; Heterolobosea; Eutetramitea; Acrasida; Naegleriidae
Exons: 1
Coding region: 1-1821 (606 amino acids)
Source: RefSeq, a predicted model, not a curated record